AUGAAGAUGACACAGGAGUUUAUGGCUUUUCUGUGUGUGCUGUUUCUGCAACUGUCAAAGUUUGACGUGUCCAGCGGAAAAGUCCUAGAGGAGACGUAUCGGAAGUGGCUGCAGUACAAAGAUGACUGUAUUAAAAUGAUUGAGAGUGAAGUGGCUCCCCAAGGUGGCUUGUUCUGUAACAGGACAUUUGAUCACUAUGCCUGCUGGCCAGACACUCCCGCUGGUAGUAUGGUCAAUAUAACCUGUCCAUUCUAUCUGCCCUGGUUUGACAAAGUGGCUCAGGGUGUCGUGCGUAGACGCUGUGGCCCUAAUGGCAUCUGGGAGGAAAAUGAAAUUGGACAGGUGUGGAGGGAUAAGAGCCAGUGUGAGGAAGAAAUAGAGGUUGCUGCUCAAGAGUUAUGGUUAAAAGAACUCUUAGUGAGCUUUCGGAUGCUGUACACAAUUGGAUAUUCAUUAUCACUUUUCACGCUGACUAUGGCACUUAUUAUCCUUCUAAGCUUUAGAAAACUACAUUGCACGAGGAACUACAUCCAUGCCAACCUCUUCUUGUCCUUCAUCUUGAGAGCAGUGUCUGUCAUAGUCAAAGACACAAUGUUGGAGAGGCACUGGGGACGAGAAAUCAUGAAGCACUCAGACGUUAGUGACAUGUUAAGUCAUCAGGCCGCUAUUGGCUGCAGGAUUGCCCAGGUCAUGAUGCAGUACUGCGUGUUAGCCAAUCAUUAUUGGUUCUUUGGAGAAGCACUUUAUUUAUACGCUGUGCUCAUCGCAUCAGUAUUUACUGAGAACAAUAAAUAUUUACCUUACAUGUGUGUUGGAUGGGGAACACCAGUGCUCUUUGUGAUUCCCUGGGUUGUGAUGAAGAUAUUAAAAGAAAACAAUGAAUGUUGGGCAUUUAAUGAAAAUAUGAACUACUGGUGGAUAAUUCGAUUUCCUAUUCUUUUUGCCUCACUGGUUAACUUUAUGAUUUUUCUGAAAGUCAUCAAGAUGAUUUUUUUGAAGCUCAGAGCCAGCAAUCAAAGAGGUUAUCCUGAUUAUAAACUGAGGCUAGCCAAGGCUACCCUUACCCUUAUCCCGCUGUUUGGUAUCCAUGAGCUUGUAUUCAUCUUUGCCACAGAUGAACAGACAACAGGCUUGCUGCGUUACAUCAAAGUCUUCUUCACUCUUUUUCUCAGUUCAUUUCAGGGAUUCAUCGUGGCUGUGCUUUAUUGUUAUGCCAAUAAAGAGGUUAGAAUGGAGUUAAAGAGAAAAUUACACAGUUGGAGGACAGAGGCUGCAAUGAUGUGCUGUGGGCAGUGA
Periophthalmus magnuspinnatus is the source of this 1296-nucleotide messenger RNA. RefSeq names its product glucagon receptor-like. The record is from RefSeq and is a predicted model, not a curated record. Gene Ontology annotation, molecular function: glucagon receptor activity; peptide hormone binding. The coding region runs from base 1 to 1296 and encodes 431 amino acids. Gene Ontology annotation, biological process: adenylate cyclase-modulating G protein-coupled receptor signaling pathway; cell surface receptor signaling pathway. Gene Ontology annotation, cellular component: plasma membrane. Lineage: Eukaryota; Metazoa; Chordata; Actinopteri; Gobiiformes; Gobiidae. The transcript has 13 exons.